CUGAACCCUAUAAUACUUAUACCUUCCCCCUCUUACCCCCCAAUCUCAGAGCUCCAAUCCAAAAGACUCUUCAGUUUUCGCCCACUCUCCGCACAGAGAAAAUGCAGGGAAGCACAAGGAGCCCCAAGAAGGCAGCACAGAAGCAAGAGCCUUACCAUGUUAUUCACAAGCUCCCUCCUGGUGAUACUCCUUAUGUUCGAGCCAAGCACCUUCAGUUAGUUGAGAAGGAUCCUGAGGCUGCCAUUGCUUUGUUUUGGGAAGCAAUAAAUGUUGGGGAUAGAGUAGAUAGUGCCCUCAAAGACAUGGCAGUUGUUAUGAAGCAACAAAACAGAGUCGAGGAAGCAAUUGAAGCUAUCAAGUCUUUCAGGGACCGCUGCUCAAAGCAAGCUCAGGAAUCGUUAGACAAUGUUCUCAUGGAUUUGUACAAGAAAUGUGGGAAAUUAGAGGAGCAAAUUGAGCUGCUGAAGCAGAAACUUCGAAUGAUCUAUCAAGGGGAGGCAUUCAAUAGAAAGCCCACUAAAACUGCUCGGUCCCAUGGAAGAAAGUUUCAGGUCACCAUCCAGCAAGAGACGUCCAGGAUACUGGGUAAUUUGGGUUGGGCCUACAUGCAGCAAACCAACUAUGCAACAGCUGAAGUGGUAUAUCGCGAAGCUCAAACGAUUGACCCUGAUGCCAACAAAGCCUGCAACUUAGGGCUGUGCCUGAUCAAGCAAGCACGAUAUGAUGAAGCACGGUCUGUUCUUGAAGAUGUAUUACAUGGUAAAUUUUGUGGAUCCAAUGAUCCCAAGUCAAGAAACCGAGCCCAUGAAUUGCUGGAGGAAGUAGAGCCAUGGCAAUCUGAAGCGGUGUUUCCAAGCACCUCAGAAGUAAGUUUGGAGGAUUGUUUCUUUGAGUUGAUGAAGCAAUCAAGCCCAUCUAGAACAAGGAGACUUCCCAUCUUUGAAGAGAUCUCUCCAUUCAGAGAUCAACUGGCCUGUUGAUCUCAUCUUUUUAUACGUUUGUUUCUUUAACAGAAGAGUGUGUGGAGAAUAACUAUGGUCAUGAAUGUAUAUUCUAUUAUAUUGUUUGAAAUGGAAAGUAAUAGUACAGUCUCUAAAAA
Molecule: messenger RNA, 1099 nt
Organism: Vitis vinifera (wine grape)
Lineage: Eukaryota; Viridiplantae; Streptophyta; Magnoliopsida; Vitales; Vitaceae
Product: protein SULFUR DEFICIENCY-INDUCED 2
Exons: 4
Coding region: 102-980 (292 amino acids)
Molecular function (GO): protein binding
Source: RefSeq, a predicted model, not a curated record